This is a messenger RNA of Naegleria gruberi, 1086 nucleotides long. RefSeq lists its product as uncharacterized. The record is from RefSeq and is a predicted model, not a curated record. The transcript has a single exon. Bases 1 to 1086 code for a protein of 361 amino acids. Gene Ontology annotation, molecular function: protein binding. Lineage: Eukaryota; Heterolobosea; Eutetramitea; Acrasida; Naegleriidae.
AUGGGUCAACUCCUUGUUUCUUCAUCGAUAGCUCCUUCUCCUCAAUUCUUCACUUCCACUUCCGAUCAAAAAAUAUUUCCAAAUGAUGUUUGCUUGGAAAUUUUAAAAUUUUUAGAAAAUGGAAAUUUCAUUAUUCGGAAUUGUUCUCUAAUUUCUAAACAAUUUUACAAUUUGAUUGGAGAAUAUUUGAAAUUUGCAAUUGUAUUUAAAAAGGAGAUUAAUUUGAAGAGUUUGGCAAAGAGUCAAUAUUUGAAUCGAAUUGUAUCUUUGAAAACAGUCAAUUCCUUUGAUGGAUCGAUAAUUGAUAAUGUGGAAUUAUGUGAAAUUUUGCAAGGAAUGAAAGAUUUGAAAGAAGUUUGGAUUUAUAAACAAUUGAAGGGAGUUAAAGGAAUUAAAAAGAUUGGUAGUCUGAAACAAUUGACGAUAUUGGAUGUUAGUUAUAAUGAUAUAGGAUAUGGUGGUGUGAAAUGGUUGACUCAAUUGAGUCAAUUGACUGAAUUGAGAAUUGGAAAUAAUUCAAUUUUUGAUGAUGAUAUUAAAAUGAUUUCUGAAAUGAAACAAUUGACUAAACUUGAUCUUUCUAAUUGUAGAAUCAUGGAUGGAGUUCAAUAUUUGAGUAAAUUGGAAAAUUUGACAUCUUUGAGACUUUGUGGAAAUCGAUUAACCGAUGAGAGAGUUGAAUCGAUUAGUAAUUUGAAACAACUAACUGAACUUUAUAUUGGAGAAAAUCAGUUAGGAACAGAAGGAGCUAAAUCCAUUGGAAAUAUGACUCAAUUGACACGUCUCAAUAUCCAACAGAAUAGAAUAUCCCAAGGUGUUAAAUAUUUAGAAAAAUUGGAUCGAUUGACUGAUCUCAAUAUUAGUAAGAACAAAAUUGGUGAUACUGGUGUAAUAAUAAUUAGUGAAAUGAACCAAUUGACUAAACUAACAAUUAGGGAUAAUAAGAUAUCAGAAGAAGGUGCCAAAACUCUAGGCCUGCUACAAAAAUUGACCUACCUCGAUAUUAGUGAUAAUUCAGUCAGCAACGUAACGGCCAACUCCAUGCAAAAGAACAUGAAAAGCCUUAAAUACAAAAUUCUGUUCUAA